This is a messenger RNA of Williopsis jadinii, 2403 nucleotides long. RefSeq names its product serine/threonine protein kinase ATG1 (gene ATG1). Gene Ontology annotation, cellular component: cytoplasm; autophagosome. Gene Ontology annotation, molecular function: ATP binding; protein serine/threonine kinase activity. Lineage: Eukaryota; Fungi; Ascomycota; Saccharomycetes; Phaffomycetales; Wickerhamomycetaceae. Gene Ontology annotation, biological process: autophagosome organization; protein autophosphorylation; autophagy. Bases 1 to 2403 code for a protein of 800 amino acids. The record is from RefSeq and is a predicted model, not a curated record. The transcript is spliced from 2 exons.
AUGUCGCCUCCACAGAGCGACGUGAAGGUGAUUGGCCAAUACAAAGUUGGCUCUGAGAUUGGCCGCGGGAGCUUUGCUAGCGUCUACAAGGGGGUGAAUGUGGACACGCGGACCCCUGUGGCCAUCAAGUCGGUUGUGAGAUCCUUGUUGAAGAACAAGAAGCUCCUUGAGAACUUGGAGAUUGAGAUUUCGAUCCUAAAGGACUUGAAACAUCCGCAUAUUGUGAAGCUGUUGGACUACCAGCAAACUGAAACACAUUUCCAUUUGAUUAUGGAGUACUGCUCUUUGGGAGAUUUGUCCUUUUUCAUUAGGAAAAAGGACCAGCUAAUACAGAAGCAUCCGUUGGUUAAAACGAUGUUCAACAAGUACCCCUCUCCAGAGAACUCGAACGGGUUGAACAAGAUAUUGGUCCUGAAUUAUUUGAAGCAGCUCUCGUCGGCUUUGGAGUUUUUGAGAUCUAAGAACUUGGUUCAUAGAGAUAUCAAGCCCCAAAAUUUGCUACUUGCGCCUCCAGUUUUCGAACAAGAGGUAUUCGAAGAACGUGGAUUUGUUGGGUUGCCGGAACUGCCCAUCUUGAGGAUUGCAGACUUUGGGUUUGCAAGAUUCUUGCCAAACACUUCUUUGGCUGAAACACUAUGCGGGUCUCCUUUGUACAUGGCUCCAGAGAUAUUGAACUAUCAGAAGUAUACGGCAAAGGCAGAUUUAUGGUCAGUGGGUGCAGUCUUGUACGAGAUGAGCGUCGGAAGACCUCCUUUCAGAGCUUCAAACCACUUGGAAUUAUUCAACAAGAUCAAGAAGUCCAAGAACAGGAUACAUUUCCCAAGUGCGGUAGCAGAUUCAAUAGACCCUGGGAUCAAGAAGUUAAUCUGUUCCUUGUUGAGAUUUGAACCAACAGAGAGAAUGGGGUUCCAGGAAUUCUUUGAAAAUGACAUUGUCAAUUACGAUUUGAAUCUACUAUUGGAUGGAGUUGACAAGGAUAUAAGCUUAGAACCUUCACAGGUUAAUGAAAACUUGUUUAUAUCUGAAUACAUCGGUAACGGUGCAAUUAUUGAUAACAAAGUGGACCAACCUGAGGAAGCCCUGGAGGAAAGAGAAGAAGAUGAUACACAGCAACAAGAAGUGAAUAACACACAUAACUCAACUUCUAAGGCUACUACCCCAGUUCCUACAGUCAAACAGAUUUCCACACGUGAUAUUCAACCAAUCUCAGGACAACAGACCACGCGUCGCUCACUAAACACGCAAGUGCCUGCGGUGAAGACAGCACCUUUCAGACUUUCUAAAUUACAAUCAUCUGACCUGGUUGUUGAGAAGGAAUACGUUGUCGUUGAAAAAACCGCCGUUGAAGUGAAUGCUCUGGCUGAUGAGUUGGCUAACGCUGGUAGCGGCGCAGGUGCGAUUGCCCUGCCAAACCAGUAUUACACAACUCAGCGUCGUCGCUCAUCUCGUGGAUCCUCUGGAGGAUCCUCAAACGGCAGAAGACCUUCAUUUGAUCGUCGUACUUCCAUCUCAAUCUCACCAACAAAUGCAUUAUCGAAGGCGUUGGGGUUGGCAUCAACAAGGUUGUUUGGUAAUCAGAGUACUACAGCGACACAUUCUACCGGAAGUGCACUUUCAAACAUCAACAGUUCGAACAACUCCUUCACAAACAACAUCAUCUUGAAUUCAACAAACCACAUCAUUAACUAUAACAACUUCAAGACACAAGGCGGUGAUGAUAUCGUUUCACAACUUGAGUCUUUAGCCACAAAGGCCCAUGUCGUCAACUUGUACGCAGAGGUCAAGUUCUCACAGUUGAUCCCAUCACCACCAUCAGCAAACUCGUAUGCUAUUGAAGAAGAAGAUGAAGAUCCGGCAGAUUACCUGAACCAUUUGCCACCUGAGGUUGUCAAGCAACUGGCUGAUGAAGCUGUUCUUCUAUAUGUUAAAACGCUGUCGUUAUUAGCAAAGGCUAUGAACAUUGCGUCCGAAUGGUGGCACAACAAUUCCAAUAACCCGUCACAACGUCUGAAUGAGAUUGUUCAAUGGAUAAGAGAACGAUUCAACGAAGUCCUGGGGAAGGCGGAGUUUGUGAAGCUGAAGUUGCAAGAAGCCAAUAAAAAAUUGAGGGAGACUAACCCUGACCUUAAAGAUGAGAAGAUCUAUGCAGAACGUUUAAUUUAUGACAGAGCUUUGGAGAUUGCCAAAAACACCGCCAAAUCUGAAAUCAAUGGAACUGACCUGCUGGGCUGUGAGCUGGCUUAUUCCACCAGUAUUUGGAUGUUGGAGGCUUUACUCGAUCAAGAGGAGGGCAAUGAAAAAUUGGAGGAAACUGAUAGGGAAAUGGUUGAAAAGUAUAUUGAAAGUAUAUCAAACAGAUUGGCGACUCUAAAGAAGAAAUUGGAAAACGCUCAGAAGAUAUAA